GUAUCGGUCGUAAAACUGUUUCAGGCGAAUUCCGCGCGAUGUCAGCGAUCAAAUUAUUUGAUAUUUCCUAGCGAUAUUCGCGCGACGUCAGUAGUUCAUGUUGAGACUUGACACAGGCACGAUUACUUGAAUCGCUCUACAAUGACGGAUUUCAACGAGGUAUUAAUAGUGGCUGUUAGAAAUUCCAAAAUACUGUGGGACAAGACUGACAAAAGGUAUCAUAAUCGACUGUUGGUGGAUAGAGAAUGGAGAAGAAUUGCCAAAGAACUGGGGGAACCAAAGGAAGCAGUUAAAGGAAAGUGGAAAAAUCUUCUUGAUACUUUCAACAGAGAACUAAAAAAAGUGCACAAGUCCAGAUCAGGUGAGGAGGCAAACGGACCAUGUCGUUACAAGGGUACAUGGUGUUAUUUUGAAGAGAUGUAUUUCUUAAAACGAAUAUUAACUCCUCGAAAAACUAAAGGUAACUUGUCAUCAUCUCAGGAGAAAGAUAUUAAUGGAGAUGAAUUCCAAUCUGAAUCGCAAGAAGAUGACGAGUCUGAAGCCAAUCGAUGUAUUGAACAAGAGGAAUACGAUAAGGAAGAAGAAGAAUUGACUCAUAUUGAAGACGUUCCUAAAUCAGCAAUUCGUCUGAAGCUCUCGAAAAGAAGAAGACCGACAAGUUUGCAAAAUGAACUGGAGAACUUGGAGAAAUCUUUGCCUUCCUCAACUAGUCCCAAAAAUCCUAUAAAAGUUAGUAGAAAACGAAAAGCUGGAACCCCACAAUAUCAGCAUGAUUGUUUUGAACGUGAGAUGUUGCAACUUGAAGCUAAAGAAUUGGAUAUUUUGAGAAAUACUAAAGAUGACGAUGAAGACAUCAACUUUUUCAAAUCCCUUUUGCCGCAUGUCAGACAACUUUCUUCGAUAAAUAAAUUAAACUUUCGUAGUCAAGUACAAAAUUUGCUGUGUCAGGAACUGUGUAAACUGGAACCAAGCAACAGAGCUUCUUCGUCUUACUGUUCUCCACCUUCUUCAGACUAUAACGGUAUUGAUCAAUCAUCCGAUCCUGGACAUCCAGAACAAUACGAUUAGGUAAUACACGAGUUCAAUUAACAUUAUUGAUGUCUGAUAACAAGAAAUAAAAAGGUUAAAAAGUGAAAAGUAUUUU
Harmonia axyridis is the source of this 1144-nucleotide messenger RNA. RefSeq names its product transcription factor Adf-1-like. The coding region runs from base 142 to 1068 and encodes 308 amino acids. NCBI's taxonomy places the organism in Eukaryota, Metazoa, Arthropoda, Insecta, Coleoptera, Coccinellidae. The record is from RefSeq and is a predicted model, not a curated record. The transcript has 2 exons. Gene Ontology annotation, cellular component: transcription regulator complex; nucleus. Gene Ontology annotation, biological process: regulation of transcription by RNA polymerase II. Gene Ontology annotation, molecular function: DNA binding.